This is a messenger RNA of Drosophila suzukii, 414 nucleotides long. RefSeq lists its product as uncharacterized. The record is from RefSeq and is a predicted model, not a curated record. Lineage: Eukaryota; Metazoa; Arthropoda; Insecta; Diptera; Drosophilidae.
CCACAAUCGACGCCCGGGAAUCGGACGUGAGAAGGGAGAAAAGUCCGGGAAAAUCAGAGGAAAAUCCAGGAGGAAAACAGAGGGGAUUCCCCCUCGACAUCACAAGGACAUGCCUUGGCAAGGACCUCGACUGCUGUGGCUGAACUGCCGACGGAACUGGCGAAGAUGCGGAACUGGGAGCCCAAGAAUCCAGCUCUCGGUUGCUUGGAGUCGUUAUCAAAGGAUCCCUUAAUUCUGAAAUUUUUUGAACGGCCGAGGGAGUAGUUCUUAUCGCUACUCCCUGCUAUUAUAUCUCUCAAUGAACCUAAAGAAUAUCAUAGCAACAUCAUAUCAAUCCAUAUCGAUCUAGACCCUAUGGUUAGCAAAUUGUUUUUAUUGUGGUAUUAUUUUGAAAUUUCAAUGGAAAUUAAAUGU